AUGGAUGAGUUUAACAAAGCAGUUGUUAGGAGAACUGUACAUAAUUUCUAUGUAUCUGACAAAUGUGUCCCGACAGUUGAGAAGUUGCGAUUGAGACUUUCCGAAGCCAUCGAUUUCAAAGGCUCCAACACAAUUGGUAAUGGAGACCGUCUAAUCAUCGUACACGCAGGUGGAGAAGAUGGUUUUAUACCAAACACAUUUCUCCAGUGGAAAGCCAGCCAAAGUACAGGGGACUAUCACAAAAACAUGAACACUGUUAACUAUGAAAAGUGGGUACAAGAAAAACUGUCGCCAAAUCUGAAACCAAGAUCGGUAAUUAUUAUUGAUAAUGCCUCUUAUCACAAUGUGACACUGGAUAAAAUCCCCACAAAAAGUUCUCUAAAGGCGGACAUGCAGGCAUGGUUGACUCAACACAACAUAGAUUUCACACCAACCAUGUUUAAGGCAGAGCUUCUCAACCUAAUCCAGCAAAAUAAACCACCAACGAGAUACAGUCUAGACGAAAUCUUAGAGGGGAAUGACAGUGGUCAUACGGUUCUUCGUCUGCCUCCGUAUCACCCUGACCUGAAUGCCAUCGAACUCAUCUGGUCUCAGAUCAAGGGUUAUGUAGCUGAACGCAAUACUCAGUUUAACAUGAACAGUAUUAUGAGAUUAGUUGAAGCGAAGGUAUCUGAAAUCGGCGCCAGUGAGUGGGAAAAGUGCUGCAGUCACGUGAAAAGUAUUGAAGAUCAGUAUUUUGAGAGAGAACAAUUAAUUGACGAGUUCCAUGAUGCUGUUAUUGUUGAUUUAGGACAAAGUGACAGUGAGGACAGUGAAGGUGCAGAUGAACCAUCUGAAGGAGAAGAGAUGGACCUUUCUGGGAUAGAGGAAUUAUUCCUUACUGAGUGCGACCGAGCGGCACUAAUGAGGGUCGAGCCGCCCUCCGUGGUGGACAAUAGGCGGCUUUACGACCCGACCCUUAUCACUGGUCCGACGAUAGCUUGUUGA
Macrosteles quadrilineatus (aster leafhopper) is the source of this 987-nucleotide messenger RNA. RefSeq lists its product as uncharacterized. The transcript has 3 exons. Bases 1 to 987 code for a protein of 328 amino acids. Gene Ontology annotation, molecular function: nucleic acid binding. The record is from RefSeq and is a predicted model, not a curated record. NCBI's taxonomy places the organism in Eukaryota, Metazoa, Arthropoda, Insecta, Hemiptera, Cicadellidae.